This is a messenger RNA of Botrytis porri, 753 nucleotides long. RefSeq lists its product as uncharacterized. The coding region runs from base 1 to 753 and encodes 250 amino acids. The transcript has 3 exons. Lineage: Eukaryota; Fungi; Ascomycota; Leotiomycetes; Helotiales; Sclerotiniaceae. The record is from RefSeq and is a predicted model, not a curated record.
AUGGGCUAUCCCGGGAAAGAACGGCAGCAGCAGCUUCGCGCUGCGAAAGGCGAAGGGAAAGACGAGUUCAUUUCUUUGCAAUUCAGUGGGGUCACGAAGAAAGAGCUAAUGUAUUACGCAGCUCUAGUUCAAAGCUUUCCCUCUUCUUCUGCAGCGGAUUCGUCUUUCGGUGCCACCACUGCCGACUUCUCAGCCCCACAACAACUAGUGUUCCGUCCUCGAGUUACCGCCACCACUCCUGCCGCAUCAAACUUCAGUGAUAGUGUUGCUUCUGGCGGCUUUGCCGCUACCUCAACCAGCCAAGCUCCACCAGCCGAUAACGCCUCCCGACUGCAUGCUACAUCUCAACAACCCUUCUCCGCUAGAAUCGCUGCCGUCGCAGCAAGACGUACCGGUGGUCGCCACCACAAAAGAAGCCGAGUUCCUAGCCAGAAGGAACGUUUGUCUCGCCGUAGUGUAUUUCGCGAACUUACCGGUGUUCCUUUGGCUGCACUUGGUCUCGGUCAGAAAAUUGGGGGUUCUGUCGCUGCUGAUAUAAUCGGAAAUUGGCCUUCAGAAGUCCUUGGAGAGGAGCUCCUUGGAAGUGAUGAUGAAGAGGAAGAAGAUAUAGAAGACGAUGAAGAAGAAGCAGAGGAUGUAGAGGAUAAUGAAGACGAGGAGAUGGUAGACGUAGGAUAUGAUUCAGACAUAUAUGACAGUGAUGGAAACGAGUGGGCUGCUUUGGGGGUAAAUAUGAAGGAGGGACGACCAUGA